Phalaenopsis equestris is the source of this 4524-nucleotide messenger RNA. RefSeq names its product probable ubiquitin-conjugating enzyme E2 24. The record is from RefSeq and is a predicted model, not a curated record. Lineage: Eukaryota; Viridiplantae; Streptophyta; Magnoliopsida; Asparagales; Orchidaceae. Bases 1544 to 4330 code for a protein of 928 amino acids. The transcript has 11 exons.
AAAUGAUUAUCAAGUAAUAGUUAACCGCACUUCAUUUGUUGAAUAAAAUUCGAUCACUCUCCGUUUGCAGAACCUGAGGGAGACAAUGAUCACUUGACUGGAGCGGGAGGAGUUAUGGAAAUCAUGAGAUGGGAGCCGCUUCCUCGAAUCGCUUCUGCUUCCGCUAGCUGACGAUUCUUUGGAGAAAUUAAGAACGAACAUCAAUCCUUCCAUCUGGUUAGCAGGUACAGAUAAACGAAGAGGCCCUCCAAGAAAAGCUAAUUGAACAAAAUUUGUUUGAUAUGGAUAUAUAUGAUGAAAAGCUGUGCAUAGGGUGAUCUGCAAAUCAACUUCAGGACUUCCAUCCAUCCAUAUCCAUAUUGAAUGGGAGAAUAGGAUUUGAUCUCUUAGGGUAGAUAUUCCUAUCCGGGUGAGAACUUUAUUUGCAAGAAAGACCUUCAGCAAGGAUGAUUUGUGUUGCAUAAAAUCUUGAAUUCUGCACUGGAAGAGUCUCUGCCAGCCGGUGGUAUCUGAAGACUUGUUCUUUUCAUGAAUGGAGCAUCUUUUUGGUUGGAAGGGUUACUCAAUAAGAUUUUUUAGGUCAAAAUUGAAGCUUUUCUGAAUGUUUGGCACUUCUUUGGCAUUUCUCCUCUGGCUGUUUCUCCAAUUUCAACCUCUUAUGCUAACUUAAGCAGGCAAUCUUCACCUAACAUAUUGCUUACUUGUCGUGGCACAAUUUGCUCUUUGGGCAAUUCUCCUUUGGCAUUUAUCACCUUCUCAUUUGCUGUUUGGCGCAAAUCUCCUUUGGCAUUUAUCACUUAUAUAUUCUCCCUUUAGGGCAGGUCUUCUUUUGCACUUGUUGCUUCCGCAUCAUUAUCCGGGGCAAAUCUCCUUUGGCAUUCAUUACAUACGAAAUUGCUCCUGGUGGCAAAUCUCCUUUGGCAUUUAUCAAUUGUAUUGUCUUUAUCUUGGGCAAAUCUCCUUUGGCAUUGAUCAGUUACAUAGUUCUCUCAAGGGCAAAUCUCCUUUGGCAUUGCUUUUCUGCUGCAAAACUCCUUUGGCAUUACUUUUCUGGUGCAAAACUCCUUUGGCAUUACUUUUCUGGUGCAAAACUCCUUUGGAUUUUAUCUUUUCCCAUUACCUGUUGUGGGCAAAUCUCCUUUGGCAAAUGAAACACAUCUAUCCCUAUUAGAUUUAAUUUGGAGUACUUAAUUUGCUACUGUGUCAACUCUGUGAAACACUCUCGUGGAGCUUUAAAUAUCUAUUGGAUUGAUGAGUUAACCCUGCCCUUUUAUCUGGAUGGCUAUUUUCUGGCAUCAAGUUUAUGAAGUUAUCUGCUUGCCUUACAACUGUGCUUCAUUAUUCAAGAAGUGGUUUAGCAAUGUAUAAGCUGCAUCCAGGAAUUUUGAUCAGUUCAAGAUCUCUUAAGAACAGUGGGCAGUUGAGAAACAUUGUUUGUAAUUAUUAGAAUUUGAUGUGAUUGUUAGCUGUGAAGGCUAAUCAAUAGAUUUAUAUUUAUAGGUGUCGUGCUCCUGCUUUCUUAGAGAUUUAGAGGUUUGGUGUGAUGAAUAUGUUCUGUGAUUCUGAUUCUGAAAGCCGCACUGAAAGCACCGACUCUGAGGAACAUGAUGGUAUUGAAUCAGCAUAUAGUGGGCGUGCUUGGAGCAUUUUGUCAUGUCUUGAUGAGACCAUAGAGAAGAUAGAUGAUUUUCUUGCAUUUCAAAGAGGGUUUGUACAUGGUGAUAUUGUCUGCUCCAUCAGUGAUCCCUCAAAGCAGUUAGGACGUGUGGUGGAUGUCGAUAUGAGUGUGGACCUGGAGAAUAUAUCUGGUGAGCUAAUUGAAGGUGUGAAUAGCAAAAAGCUUGUCAAAGUAUGCCCUUUUUCGUUAGGGGAUUAUGUAAUCCAUGGGCAUUGGCUUGGAAGAGUGAGCAGGGUUGUUGAUAGGGUAACUGUUUUGUUGAAUAAUGGUUCCAAAUGUGAGAUAAUGGUAGGAGAUUCAGAUGAUGUAGUACCCUUGUCGCCUAUCUUAUUCGAAAUUGGAUCUCACCCACUUUACUGUCCCGGUCAGCGUGUCAGUGUUAAUCAUAACAGAAUUUCUGAAAAUGGAAGAUGGUUAUAUGGCUCAUGGAAGGCUGGACGGACUGAAGGUACUAUUUGCCAUGCAGAAGUAGGGUUUGUGCAUGUUAAAUGGGUUACUUCUCUCAUGUGUCUUGGAUGCAUUUCUUCUCCUCCCAAUAGUCUUCAAGAUCCAGGGAUGCUUACUUUACUUUCCUGCUUUCCGUAUGCGAAUUGGCAAAUAGGAGAUUGCUGUACUCUGCCGCCUGACUAUCAAAACUAUUCUAAAAUGGCUGAUAAAGAACCAGUAUUCGUUACUGUUGCCCCCCAGUUUACAAAGAUGGAUCAUUCAGGAGUAAGUGAUCAACUCUGCAAAGAAAUAUAUUCCAUUGCAAGGAUCAGAACCAAGAUUGAUGUUUUAUGGCAGAAUGGUCUGGUUUCUGCUGGUGUAGAUCCAGAAGUUUUACUUCCUGCAAGUAAUAUUGGAGAGCAUGACUUCUGGCCAGGACAAUUUGUGACGGAGAAGGUCACAUGUGAAGAUAUGGAGGCAUCAAGUGUCCAGCAUCUGGGAGUUGUGAAAAGUGUGGAGUCACUGGAACAAAUUGUGAAGGUGAAAUGGAUAACCGCUGAGCCUAAAAAAACUGAAAAUUUCAAUAGGGAUAUGGAGGAAAUCAUCAGUGCUUAUGAACUGAUUGAGCAUCCCGAUGCUUCUUAUUUACUGGGUGAUAUUGUAAUACGAUUUCCAAAUUGUGAAAAUUUUGAGAAUAUCCCCAAUCUUCAAAUUGGAACUGAGCAGAUUCUGGAGCACAAAAGCAUCCCUGCCAAAAAAAUAACAAUCCCCUCAUUACUUCAUGCAAAUGACUAUAAGAAAAAAGCUCUUUCGUAUGGCCUUGAUAGUUGUCCUGCCAGUUAUGCGUCUUGCAUUGGAUUUGUGAUCGGAUUCACGAACGAAAGUGUUUUAGUUAGAUGGACCAGCGGUCUCAUUUCCAAGGUGCACCCUUAUGAAAUUUUCAGCUUGGAUAGGCUUGAUGAGCUUGACACGUCAUCGGCAGUUCAUCAAGUUGUUGAAAAUGUGCAAGAUGAGAACUCUCGGGAUGUCAAAUGGCAAGAGAAUGAGGUUGAAAAUGAUUCCAAUGGAGAUUUCAAAAGAGGCUUGUGGGAUGCUGGUUUCCUUUCGCUUCCUUUAGUGACAUUUAGAUUCCUUACAAGCGUUGCUGAGCGGCUAUUCAGCAUAGGUGGUUCUUCCAGUCCAUCCUUCCAAAAAUUGAGGGAUUUUAACUGUCUUGGUAAAAUAGAUAUUAACGUUCCAUCACUGGGUGGUGAAGGACUGCAAUUUGAAGACUGGAAGGAGGUAGUAAAAUGUGAAGAAGAAGAGAAUGGAAGACCAGCAUUUACUGUUGGUCGUGAGAGACCAGAGCGAUUUAAACAUUUUGAUAGUGUGUUUGACUAUUUGGACCAUCGUUUUGCAAAUUGUUUUAGCAAGAAUGUCACAGCGUACCAGGUUAAGAAUGAUUGGCUGAAAAAGGUGCAUCAUGAAUGGAGCAUUCUCAAGAAAAACCUACCUGAAAGUAUUUAUGUUAGAGUUUAUGAGGAGCGCGUUGAUCUUUUGAGGGCAUCAAUUGCUGGGCAGCCUGGAACACCUUAUUAUCAUGGCCUUUUUUUCUUUGAUAUUAAUUUACCCGACAAUUAUCCGCAAGGACCACCAAUUGUUCACUACCACUCCGGCGGACUUAAACUAAAUCCAAACCUGCAUGAAUCUGGAAAGAUCUGUCUCAGCCUUCUCAAUACAUGGGCUGGCAGUGGCACUGAAGUAUGGAAUCCAGAUAGCUCCACCAUUCUUCAAGUCCUCCUAUCCCUUCAAGCUCUCGUCCUCAACGAUAAACCAUAUUUCAACGAGGCUGAUUAUGACAAACAGAUCGGUAGAGCUGAGGCGGAGCGAAACUCCAUAAACUACAACGAAAAUGCUUUCCUCCUCACCCUCAAAUCCAUGAUUUACAUCAUGAAGCAGCCACCUAAGCAUUUCGAGGCAUAUGUGAAGGAGCAUUUCGUCGAACAUGCACAUGACAUUCUUCUGGCUUGCAAAGCCUACAUGGAUGGUGCUCCAGUUGGGUCUUACGGAUCGGGAAUGGGAUCCAAGGAUAGCUGCAGAAACAACUCAGCUGGGUUUAGGAUCAUGCUUGUGAAGAUCUUCCCAAUGCUUGUUUCCAGCUUCGCGGCUAAGGGGAUUGAUUGCAGCCAGUUUAUAAACCAAGGUAAUCAGUUAACUGGCUUUACUAAGGAUCUAAACUCAAUAUAGAGGUCCAGAAACUGAGAAAAUUCUGAUUUGGUUAUUUUGUUGAAUAAUUACUGUGAGAUGAACCAAUAUAGUGUGGUGUGUGGCUUGUGAAGGAUUUCCGGUUUCAGCUGUUAAGAAACUGCUGCUGUGCUAACAAAUAAUAGCAGCAAUUUGUAUGAUAAACUUGGCUUUAAACUGAUGCUACUUUGAUUGCA